GGCCACGGCAGGAGCUGCGUUAGGAGCUGCCUUUUCACUCGGGCAGCCAGUUCCUCCGUCUUCUACCUCUUAGGAAGCUGGCCUGCCGAGAUAUUUGUCCUACUUGGUGCUGGAAAGUGUGGUCCGGGUUUGGCUGCAGGUGCCUGGGAAGAAAGGGUCUGAGCCGUCUCAGAUACCCCUCCAAGUCGCGGCAGAGGUAGAGCAGUCUCAAGUCUGUAGCUCUCGCUUGCCUUUUCCCGAAGCCAAGCUCUCCAGCAACCAACUACAUUUUCCGGGCCUCCCACAUAGCUGCUCCUCCAAGUUGAGCUUAAAAACUCCAGCCUUAUUCCUGCCACUGCCUUUUCCUUCUCUGAGAGGUCUUGUCCGAACUGCGGAGUCCCAGUGGCCUAAAAAGCCGCAAUAAAGAGCCCGCUCUUGAGGUCAAUCCUGUGUGCCUGGGGUCUACAAACAUUGAUUGGCCUAUAAGGGUAGACCUGGGAGAACCGUACCGUGCUGGCCUCGGCCCAGUGUCCCGCACCGCUCUUCGUGGCCUUUCCAGCCCAUGCCCCACCAGGAAAGCCACCUCUUGGCGAACACGCGGCUCGUUAGAGCCAGCAAAAUUCUUUUCUGUUUACUAUUUUACUUUGUAUUUUAUUAAACUUAUUAUUUGCCACAAUCACAACUCAAAAAGAAGAUGACCUCAAAUGCAAAUUGUAUUUUCCGCUGUUUUGAAAUCCCACACUUUACUCCGCUAUUUUAGUUUUGGUUUGUGAGAAUUGAGUGAACCUGGGAAAGAGUUUGAAGCCACCGGGCCUCCUUUGAUCAAAGGCCCAGUAGUGAUUCUGGAUGCGCGGCUCGUGUUUGCGAAGGAACUGCGAAGCAAAGAGCGGUGCGAGCCGCUACUGCGGAAAGGCCGAGCUUUAGGGCUUCCGCAGACUGCUCGGGUUUUUCACUCUGCGCGGACUGGAUCCGAGCAGGAGAGCGCAAGCUACGCCGGCUUCUGGGGCUCUCAAAACCUCGCUAGCGGCAAAGCUCAGCAGGGCACCUUAAGCCUCCUCAACCCGGCUGCGACUCCCACUUGCGCCAAUCUGUCAGGCUUUUGCGCACGAACAUGGCAACUGCCCAACUACAGCCACCAAGGCUCUCAGAGUCAGUGUUUGUUUACUCACGGCAGGAUCGGACUUUGCCAACCCCCCACCUGUGCUCAGGUCCUUUUGUGGUGAAGGACAGGCAGCGUAGAGCGGGACAUUUCUACGGAGCUCUUAACUCGAAUUUGAAUCUAAUCGGGAAAUGGGUGCUCGGUUUCCCUUCUGCUCUUGUAGCCACUUGGAAACCUUUUCUCUCGUCGCUUUUUGCCCGGGGAUGUCUAGGCAUAAGAUGUUUCGGUACCAAAUGCGCAGGCUGUGCGCAGGGCAUCUCUCCAAGCGAUCUGGUUCGGAGAGCACGAAGCAAGGUGUUUCAUCUCAACUGCUUCACCUGCAUGAUGUGUAACAAGCAGCUCUCCACCGGAGAGGAGCUCUAUAUCAUCGAUGAGAACAAGUUCGUUUGCAAAGAGGAUUACCUGAGUAACAGCAGUGUCGCCAAAGAGAACAGCCUCCAUUCUGCCACCACAGGCAGUGACCCUAGUUUAUCGCCCGAUUCCCAAGACCCAUCGCAGGAUGAUGCCAAGGACUCUGAAAGUGCCAACGUGUCAGACAAGGAAGGCGGAAGCAAUGAAAAUGAUGACCAGAACCUAGGUGCCAAGCGCAGGGGACCCCGAACCACGAUCAAAGCCAAGCAGCUGGAGACAUUGAAGGCAGCCUUUGCAGCUACACCCAAGCCCACGCGACACAUCCGUGAGCAACUGGCCCAGGAGACUGGCCUCAACAUGCGUGUAAUCCAGGUCUGGUUCCAGAAUCGACGUUCCAAGGAGCGAAGGAUGAAGCAGCUAAGCGCCCUGGGCGCGCGGCGCCACGCCUUUUUCCGCAGUCCUCGCCGGAUGCGACCGCUGGUGGACCGCCUGGAGCCAGGCGAGCUCAUUCCCAACGGCCCCUUCUCCUUUUACGGAGAUUACCAGAGCGAGUACUAUGGUCCCGGGGGCAACUACGACUUCUUUCCGCAAGGACCACCGUCCUCGCAGGCCCAGACACCAGUGGACCUACCCUUCGUGCCAUCAUCUGGGCCUUCAGGGACGCCGCUGGGAGGUCUGGACCACCCGCUGCCUGGCCACCACCCUUCCAGCGAGGCGCAGCGAUUCACCGACAUCUUGGCACAUCCCCCAGGGGACUCGCCUAGUCCUGAACCCAGUCUGCCCGGGCCUCUCCACUCCAUGUCAGCGGAGGUCUUCGGGCCCAGUCCACCCUUCUCAUCUCUGUCGGUCAAUGGCGGGGCCAGCUACGGGAACCACCUGUCCCAUCCUCCUGAAAUGAACGAGGCAGCCGUGUGGUAGCGGGCCUUGCGUGGGCCACGGGAGCUCGUGGUUGUACAGAGACGAGCUUUUAUUUAAGAAAAAAAACUUAUAUUAAAAAAAAAAAAGGCAAGCCUCCUGCUCCACUUCUUCCAGCCUCGGGGACCAUUCUCAGUUUGUGGAGACUGGUUGGCAAAGGGGGUUCAAAAUUGGAUCCAAAAUCCGCCUCACGGAAGACCUGGGAUAUCCACACACUGGCUGGCAAAAUGCAAAACUGAGGCUCCAGAAGGGGAGUUCUCCGCUAUCCCUAUGUUCCACCUGGGUCUGGAUCCGUGGACAGAUUCCACCGGCGGUUCCUCUGCUAGCGGGAAGACAUCUUCGACAGCUGCAGCCCCGCACGCACAGACCUGGAUAGUACCAGGAGCCUAGAGAGGGAAACCUAGAGGCACUCAGCCGGGUGAGGGAGGAGAAGCUGUCAGGGGCGGUCCAGUCAAGAGAGUCCUAGUUCUGGGAGAUCUUAGUGUUGUCUGGGAGUUCAGCGAAGACAACAAACUCUUAAUAGCUUCAGAAACACCGACCUGCUGUGCAUCAGGUGGGACUAUAUAUAUAUAUAUUUUUUGUCUAUCCGGGUUUUUGAUUUUUGUUUUUGCCAAAAUUUCAAAAUUCUAAAUGUAAAACCCUCAGUAUCAACUCUUCUACCUUCACAAAUCUCUCUGUGUCUCCUCUCUAUCUCUUUGAUCUCUCUCUCUCCACACACACACACACACACACACACUCAUUCACACUCACUCACUCCACAGAAUGGGCUCCAGCCACACCUCUCAGUAAAAUGACUUGAACAUCACCUCUACAAAAAAAAAAAUGUACUCUACCUUCACAUGAAAGUUUAAAAAAAAAGACUAUUGAACUAAAACAGUCAACUGUUUACGUAUAAUGUUAAAUUCAGGAGUUCAGUGUUUUACUAAUAUAUCCUGUUUUGAAACCUCUUGUUCAAAAACAAUGUUUUGAGCAAUCAACCAAAAUUGUUCCUUUUCUUUUCCUGUAGAUGUUCUGACUGAUUUGCAGGGCUUUCGGCUCACUGUGCUAGUAUGUAAAAAAAAAGGUGUUGUUUACACGAGGCAAAGGAAAACCAUGAUAUUCAGACAGUUGCCAAAUAGAAUAAAUUAUAGCACAAAUACUGUAAUGGUGCCUGGCACCAGCAACUUGAGAAAGUGUUUAAAAAAAAGUGUUACAAGGUUAAAAAAACAUCUUUGCUAAUUUUUAGUCCUGUUGAACAUUCAUGAAAUUGUUAAUAUGACUUAUAUAGACCCACACAGGUUUUAUUUUUGUGUCUUUAAAAUAAAAGUCCAAAAUAUUUAAAUUUUAUGGUCAAAUAUGCAGUCAACAGCUGCUACUUUUUUCUUUAUAUAUUAAAUUUCUCAUAUGUCUUUUAUUGUUCUAAUAAACCUAAGCUUGUGUGACCUCCAGUGCAUAUUAGACCAUUCACUGUAUGAAAGAAAACAUGUUGAAUAAAUUUGUGAGUUUUUAAUAAAAAUAGAAAACCUGA
Molecule: messenger RNA, 3911 nt
Organism: Mesocricetus auratus (golden hamster)
Lineage: Eukaryota; Metazoa; Chordata; Mammalia; Rodentia; Cricetidae
Gene: Lhx1
Product: LIM homeobox 1
Exons: 5
Coding region: 1091-2407 (438 amino acids)
Biological process (GO): neuron differentiation; regulation of transcription by RNA polymerase II
Cellular component (GO): nucleus
Molecular function (GO): RNA polymerase II transcription regulatory region sequence-specific DNA binding; DNA-binding transcription factor activity, RNA polymerase II-specific
Source: RefSeq, a predicted model, not a curated record